UCACCUAUCCUAGAAAGGUCAUCAGGGUUUCCUCUCACCACACUCGCCACAAUGCUAACAAAGAGCUCCCGGAGCUACCCUCUCCCGUACCGAGCUAUUGCUCCACGUGCAUACACCCCGCAUCUGAAGCCGUCGAGUCUACCCCGCCUGACCUCAUAGCUAGCUCUGCGGAUGCGGAAGUCAAUUUAUAUGAGCAGACCAUCACCCCAGCGUGGUUCCGUUGAUCCGCGUCUUCCUACGUUGCCUGCUCCUGCUCCACGGAUUUGUGAACAGACCCUCCCGCAACAAUUGGCACUCUACGACCGAAACGAUGGGUAACUGGUCCGACCUCCCCGAAGCGCUCAAGGGAAGCUUCGACAAAUUCACCGAGCUGCUCCAGUCGGAUGGCCAGCUUAAAGCAUUCACAACCUCUAAUGCAAUUGACAAGCCGGCAACCUUCGGCAUCAAGUCCAGCGGUUCCGACAACACUCUCCUCAUUGAAGUCAGCAACGGCUCCGCGAAGGCCAAAGCCGGCUCGUCCAAAGAUGCGCUCUUCACGCUUUCCGCUCUCCCGGAGCAGUGGGAGCAAUUCUUCAAGGAUGUGCCAGUCGCGCCGUACCAGAGCUACUGGGGCAUGUUCGGAAUGAACAUCAAGCAGAAAGGCAUCGAGGUACAAGGCGACGAGACUCAUUUCGCACACUGGACGCAUGUCUGGCGACGCGUGCUCGAGCUUGCGCACGACGCGCAGUGUGGCCCGAUGAAGGAGGACACGCAGCCGGAGCCGACGCAUGACUACUUGACAGGCAAGUACGUGUUCCUCGAAGCCCCAGUGUGGGGUAAGACCAAGGUCUUCUACGAGUACUCUGGCGAAGGCAAGCAGCCUAUUGUGUUUCUCCACACAGCAGGUAGCGACAGUCGACAGUACCAUGGCGUGAUGAACGACUCGCGGAUGCGCUCGAGAUGUACGAUGUACGCCUUCGAUCUACCUGGACACGGAAGGAGCUUCCCGUCGCAGCAGUACUUCCCAGGCGCACACACAAACACUGAGGACAGCUAUGUUGGCAUCAUUGCGGCUUUCGUCAAAACAUUGGGUUUGCGACGGCCGAUUAUUUGUGGCGCCAGUAUGGCUGGCCAAGUGUGCUUGGCCGUUGCAAUCAGGCACAAGGAAGUCGGAGCCAUCGGCACCAUUCCACUGCAAGGGUCUGAAUACCUCAACAUGGAGCGCCAAUGGCAUGACCGGUCACCAUACGUUAAUCAGUCGCUGUUCAAUCCUGAGUGGGUCUAUGGAAUGAUGUCGCCAACCGCACCGCUCGUAAACAAACAGCUCAUAUGGCACCUCUACAGCGCCCAAGCAUAUGGGAUCUUCCACGGCGACCUCGACUUCUACUUCGGCGGCUGGGACGGCCGCUCCCGCGUCGCCAACAUCGACACGAACCAGUGCCCGGUCUACAUGCUGACCGGCGAGUACGACUGGUCCAACACGCCCGAGAUGUCGCAGAAGACGGCAGAAAAGAUACCGGGCGCAAAGCACAAGGCGAUGCCGGAGCUGGGACACUUCCCCGCGACGGAGAACCCGGCGAAGUUUGUGCCGCAUCUCAUUGAGGCGAUUGAACAUAUUCAGAAGGUGAGGUCUAGGAAUUUGAGCACAAUGAGGUUGGGGACGGAGUAGGAGGUGAGGUGAACGUGUAGAAUAUGAUGAUGGGAUCAGUUAACAGUAUGGUCGGGUGGCGUGGUACAUCCGCCAUGUAAGUUCGCCACAUGUCUGGUAAUGAUAUUCACGUAUCUAGCAAAACCAAGGCACUACACCCUGC
Paraphaeosphaeria sporulosa is the source of this 1790-nucleotide messenger RNA. RefSeq names its product alpha/beta-hydrolase. Bases 311 to 1648 code for a protein of 445 amino acids. The record is from RefSeq and is a predicted model, not a curated record. The transcript has 4 exons. NCBI's taxonomy places the organism in Eukaryota, Fungi, Ascomycota, Dothideomycetes, Pleosporales, Didymosphaeriaceae.